Fragaria vesca subsp. vesca is the source of this 600-nucleotide messenger RNA. RefSeq names its product pentatricopeptide repeat-containing protein At1g63080, mitochondrial-like. The record is from RefSeq and is a predicted model, not a curated record. The transcript has a single exon. The coding region runs from base 1 to 600 and encodes 199 amino acids. Gene Ontology annotation, molecular function: protein binding. Lineage: Eukaryota; Viridiplantae; Streptophyta; Magnoliopsida; Rosales; Rosaceae.
AUGGCUGAUUCUGCUGCGGAUGACUUGGAGAAGCCUCCGAAGGACUUGCGAAAAGUCCUGGCCGAGAUGCGUACCGAGGAGGCUCUGAUCAGCAGCACUACCAAGAUGGUGGAGGGCUUGUUAAGGGACGGCUUCAUGAACGUGGGCUUGGAGAUUGGGGCCAAGAUUGAGGACACCAAUGAAGUUCCCUGGGUUGUCAUCGACGCUGCUGUCAUCGAGUACUACAUCAAUGCUGUCGGGGACAGGACCAAGGAUGCUCUCAGAGUGUUCAAGCACAUCUCAUUUUCUGGGGUGGAACCAAAUGCCUACACGUAUGGCAUUGUCAUCAAGGCUCUUGCUGCUGCAGACCUUAAGAAGAACCCCGAUUUUGUUGGUUAUGCGAAGAAGUACUUAGUGGAGAUGUUGGAGAGGGGAAUGCAGCCGAAUGAGGAGACUUAUGAGGCUGUGUUGGAUGGCAUUGGCCGUGGUGAGAACAAGGCCGAGGCUGAGGAGGAGCGCAGGGAGUUUGUGGAGAAUAUGAAAGCAAAGGGGUUUGUGUUGGUGCUCCGUGCUCCAGAAGGAGGCUGUGGAGAUGGCUGGACCUUCAAUCUUGAAAAGUGA